Molecule: messenger RNA, 4495 nt
Organism: Zootoca vivipara (common lizard)
Lineage: Eukaryota; Metazoa; Chordata; Lepidosauria; Squamata; Lacertidae
Gene: KLC4
Product: kinesin light chain 4
Biological process (GO): microtubule-based movement
Cellular component (GO): kinesin complex; cytoplasm
Molecular function (GO): kinesin binding
Source: RefSeq, a predicted model, not a curated record
AACUUAGUUGGUCUUUAUGGUGCUACUGAAGCAAUUUUUAAAUUUUGUUUCGACUCAGACCAACACGGCUACCUACCUGUAACUACGGUAUGCUAGAUCAGUGAUUGCAAAAAAUGAGAGAACUUGAAAUGCAAUUAUUUCUGAAGCCUGGGUUUCACAAGUAUGGAACAUCUUGCUUAUGAACAUAUUAACCAUUUCACAAAAGGAAUAACAAUCAGAGUUGGGGAGGAGACUCACACUUUCUAUACAACUUAGUAGCCCUUUAAUGACUUUGUUAAGACAAUCACACAUAGUUUUCAUCUUUCUGCUCAUGGAACCUUAUGGAAAGAUACUUUCAUUUGAUUGCCUUUCUUGGAACAUCUAAAAGUACAACCCUCAGCUGCUGUUUUCCUUUCCUUUCAGUACUACUUCUAAGCUCUCCUUUCCUUGGAUGGGUAUGUUUUAUUACUUGAAAUUAAAAAUCUUUUUAUUUUAUUUUUAUUUUUAAAGGGGACCAUAUUAAGCUUUAAUGUGUGGAGCUGAAGGUGCUGUAGGUCUGAAUUUGGAAAGGGGGGGAGCUUCUUACUUGGGGCAGACCUUGAGGAUACUGUACUCCUUACUUUUUAAAGUUGUUUUUAUUAGCUGUUUAUGAUAUGCUCCACACAGCUUACCGCUUAAAUAGCACCGAAAUGCCAACAGCAUCCCCAACCCUCCCAUCCACCCGUUACAACGAAAGUGUGAUAACUGCAUUCUUCCCCUUGUAUUUAUUUUAUUUUAGAAAAAUGUAUAAACCGCUGGCCAAAUAAAUAAAUAAUGCCAAAACCUCAAAGUAGUUUACAAAAAUAGGCUCCCCACCAUAGCACAAAAAUGUUUUCUCUUCUUUGCCCUUUCCCCUUCCAGCAAAAAACUGUACACCCUGGUCACCCUGCUGGUAGAACAUACAUAUCCUGCUUUUCUCUCCCCCCCCCCCUGUAGCAGCCUGAGCAUCCCUCCUUCGCUCUCAGUCCCCCUUUCUGACUUGGAAAAGCAAACUAGGGCUCUCGCCACUCUUUCCUCUUCCCCCUUCCCUUCCUUCUUUGUUCUUCCUGCUCCCGGUCUGUAUGGCUGCGAGGAGGACCUAGGUUUGAGGGUCGGACCUUUUCCCACCUUGGGAGCAGCAGGGAUCAAGGGCAGCUGUACUGGGAGAGAGACACCCAUUGCCCUGGCACUGGGUGGUUUCUUUUAGUGGGACUUUCUGGGCAAACACAGGGAGGCGGGACAAUUGCCUAGCAAAGAUCCCAGGGAGAACACCCACACCCAGAGAGAGAGAGAGAGAGAGAGAGAGGUGGAACCAGACUGAGAACAAAGGCAGAUCUGCUGAUAGCCUCCUCCCUCUCUCCUCUCCCUCUCUUACUCCGCCUUGUCUGGGUAGCGUAAGAGCCUGGCCUCUUGCCAAGGAGGGUCACACAAGCCCAGGUUUCCGUCUUGUCUCUGCAGCAAGCGCUGCCACCGGCAACAGCUGCUCCGAUGAGGUGGGGAUCGUAGCUGCGAAUGACUAUGUCCACGAUGGUAUAUCCCAGAGAAGAGAAGAUGGACAAGCUCAGCCAAGAGGAGAUCAUCUCCAACACCAAACUAGUGAUGCAGGGGCUGGAAGCCCUGAAGAAUGAGCACAACUCGAUCUUGCACAGCCUGCUAGAGACCAUCAAGUGUCUGAAGAAGGACGAGGAAGCCAACUUAGUGCAUGAGAAGGCCAACCUGCUGCGCAAGUCAGUGGAGAUGAUUGAGCUGGGACUCGGAGAGGCUCAGGUGAUGAUGGCUUUGUCAAACCACCUGAACGCGGUGGAAUCUGAGAAGCAGAAGCUGCGGGCCCAGGUGCGCCGGCUAUGCCAGGAGAACCAGUGGCUGCGGGACGAGUUAGCAAACACCCAGCAGAAGCUGCAGCGCAGCGAGCAAACAGUGGCGCAGCUUGAGGAGGAAAAGAAGCACCUUGAGUUCAUGAACCAGCUGAAGAAAUACGAUGAGGAUGUGUCCCCAUCGGAGGAGAAAGAAGGCGAUUCCACAAAAGAUUCCUUGGAUGACUUGUUUCCAAAUGAGGAAGAGGACCAGGGCCAAGGGUUGCCUCAUCCGCACAGCAGUGCAGCGGCAGCCGCCCAGCAAGGUGGCUACGAGAUCCCAGCGCGCCUGCGCACACUCCACAACCUGGUGAUCCAGUACGCUUCCCAGGGACGCUACGAAGUGGCUGUUCCCCUCUGCAAGCAGGCGCUGGAGGACUUGGAGAAGACUUCGGGCCACGACCACCCUGACGUGGCCACUAUGCUCAACAUCUUGGCCUUAGUAUACAGGGAUCAGAACAAAUACAAGGAGGCAGCUCACCUUCUGAACGAUGCGCUGUCCAUCAGGGAGAAGACGCUUGGCAAGGACCACCCUGCAGUUGCAGCAACCCUGAAUAACUUGGCUGUUCUCUACGGCAAAAGGGGGAAAUACAAGGAGGCAGAACCAUUAUGCAAGCGAGCACUGGAAAUCCGGGAAAAGGUUCUAGGCAAAGAUCAUCCGGAUGUGGCCAAACAGUUAAAUAACUUGGCUUUGCUCUGCCAGAAUCAGGGAAAGUAUGAAGAGGUAGAAUAUUACUACUGCCGGGCAUUGGAGAUUUAUGAGUCGCGCCUGGGGCCUGACGACCCAAAUGUGGCCAAAACAAAGAACAAUUUGGCCUCCUGUUACCUGAAACAAGGCAAAUAUAAGGAAGCAGAGGUCCUCUACAAGGAGAUCCUCACCCGGGCCCAUGUGAAGGAAUUUGGCUCUGUGGAUGACGAGCACAAGCCGAUAUGGAUGCAUGCGGAAGAAAGAGAGGAGAUGAGCAAGAGCAAGCACAGAGAAAACAUUGCUUAUGCAGAGUAUGGUGGCUGGUACAAGGCAUGCAAAGUCAGCAGCCCCACAGUGAACACCACUCUGCGAAACCUGGGCGCACUGUACAGGCGUCAGGGGAAGCUAGAGGCUGCGGAAACACUGGAAGAGUGUGCAGUGCGAUCCCGGAGACAGGGCAUUGACCCCAUUAACCAGACCAAGGUGGUAGAGAUUCUGAAAGAGGGCGACGGCUCCGAGAGGCGGAGGAGCCGAGACAGCCUGGGGGGCAGCGUCAAGUAUGAGAGCGCCACAGAUGGUAGCGAGGAAGUGAGUAUGGGCGUGGAAUGGAAUGGGGAUGGCACUGGUGCCCUUCGACGCAGCGGUUCUCUAGGGAAGAUUCGGGAUGUAAUAAGGAGAAGCAGUGAAAUGCUGGUCAAGAAACUGCAGGGGAAUGGCCCGCUGGAGCCAAGGAACACCAACAUGAAACGGGCAGCAUCACUGAACUACCUGAAUAAAUCCAGUGAGGAUUCCUUCCAGGAUUCCCAGGGUCUUCGGGCUGAGACGAGAGGCCUCAGUGCAAGCAGUGUGGAUCUCCCUUCUCACACUUCCUUGGUCACCUCUAACUGAACCUACCACAUUAUUGACACCGCACCCCGUCUCAAAUGUUGACUGCUUCACCGUACCGAUACUACAUCUCAAGUUGAUCGCCGUUUUGGAUACUUCAUCUGUAACAUCCUCACAUGUUAGAAUGCUCAUUAUUGCCUCUUGUGUCGAUAUCACUACAAUGGAAGAGAAGUGUGUCCUGUCAUUGGAAAACGCUAACCCACAUGGGACCAUUGCCAGACCGGAUAGGGGAGUUCCCUCCUUCACCUGCUGUGGAAUAGCAGCUUUGGUGAAUGCAUCCACCCCCAUGUUUGCAAGCUGUGUUUUACCGAUUGCACAGAAUCAAGUUCCAGUAUCUCUUGCUUGACCCGCUGCCUUGCUGAACUUUGGGCACAGAGUCUCAGCCUCUCCCUUAGUGCGCAUCCUUUCCACCAGGUAGCAUUGCUGAGAUGCUCUCGUCCAUGCUCUCAAGCUGGCUUGCUCAUUCCUUCGGUGCCUGACCCAGAUAGUCCCCAGUACCAUCUAUUUUUUCACAGUAUAUGUCCCCCAUCUGUCUCCACCCCACCCCCUGCAGCCUUCUAGGGCUAGGCUUUUGCCAAAUGAGUAUUCUUGUGUCUGGGGGUUGUACUGCAGCAGCAGACAGGAUGGGACAUGGAAAUAUGAUGGCUAGUUAGCCAAUUUUGUGGGGGAUUAACUUUGCCUAACCAAAGCAGAGGUGGAAAACCUCUUUGCUCCCUCGAGGGCUGCAUUUAUUCAGGACCUCAUGACAGCAGUAGACAGGGCUGGAAUCACCCCCCCCCUCUCUCUCCCAUUCAUCUAGUCCAUACAUACACUCUGCCCACUUACUUAAAGGGACACAAAGAGACAGGCAUCUACUUCACAGAGAUUCGGUAUGUAUACACUCCACUCCACAAGUCUUGUUCCCACUCUAGCCUCUGGCAUCGCCUGUGUCUGCCUUAGCAUGAGCCACUGUAGUGCAGAGCAAUGGAAAUAACUGCAGGAAUGACCUGCCACUAGCCCUGUGUUACUACCCAUGAUUUACUUCCGAUUGUUGUUGUUUUAAUUUAAUAAUUAAAAACGAUCACAGAAGCCA